CCAAUGACAAAAUUACUUUUUACCUAUUAAACGUGUUACACUCUAAUGUUUUCAAAUAAUUUAUAAAUCUGUUUACUACAAAAAUGUUAAAGGUUUUUAUCAAUCAAUAUGUUCAGGCCAAACGUGUUUUAUUUCUAUAAAUCAUUUGAUUAUUUCAUCUUUUUGACUUAUACUGAGAGACAUAUAUAACACUUCAGAUAAAAGCUUUUAAAAAAUGGCAUUUUUUUUUAUUAAAAGCAUCUAAUAAUUUCAACUAAAAACCAACUUUGAAGUUUUCUGAGAUUUUUUUAAAUUCGAUUAAAUAAACGAGUUUAAUGAGAUUCCAGAAUGGCUCAACAGGCGACCUAACUUGAUAAUUUUGAUUGUACUUGAAACACUAAACACGUUUUAUUUUAUAUGGUUACAAUAUUAUAAAGAAAUUUGAUAGAUGAUUGAAAAAAGUGGUAGGAGAAGUUGAGUGAAAGAAAAUCAUAUUAAUAACAAGUCAACAGCUAGUCAGUAGUUUACUGGUAACCUUUUUUUUCUAUCGAUUAAGGAUGUAUAUAAAUAUAUUGAAGAUAUUUCUUGGUAUCUCAUUAAGAAUAAGAUCAGUCAACAACGUCUUCAUUAUGUUGAUUUUAUGUACAAUAGUAUGUGUUGUAGUUUCUAUGCCUGCUACAGGUUUACCACUGGUCGAUCCAGGCUUGUUUGUCAUAUCUGGAGUCAAAACAUGUGGAAACAACACCGGUUAUUGUCUUUUGGGACCCGACUGUACAACAGACGAUGAUUUUUUACCAGAUCCCAUCGGACACUGCGAUGGACUUAAACGUGCGUUUACUCCGAGUGCACCUUUUUCUUGCUGUAAAUAUAAUAAUAGAACCAAUACACCUGCAAAUAUCCCCGGAAACAAUCUGAGCACAAUUCCUUUCACUGAACUUAAAAAUAGAAAAAUGUUGAAAAAUGCAUGGGGACAAGUAGAUCCUACACAAUCUAAUACUGAUCAAUUAGAAAAGUUACAUGAUAUAGAAAAUGCUGUGAAAAAAAUAAUAGAGCAAUUUAUUAGCGAAACUGCUAAACAUAUUAAGCCGGUAGACAUUACUGUGCAUAAUGACUUUGAUACAGAAAAACCUUCAGAUGAAAACUUAGCUCGAACUGAAAAUCCAGUGAAUGACGAAAUAAACACACAAGAUACUGUUAAAAUUGAUGCGCCCAAAACAGAAGAAAUUACUACUGAAGAAAAUAAUAUAGAAAUUACACCAAUCGAAGAAAGUAAAAAAGAAANGACCAAUACACCUGCAAAUAUCGCCGGAAACAAUCUGAGCACAAUUCCUUUCACUGAACUUAAAAAUAGAAAAAUGUUGAAAAAUGCAUGGGGACAAGUAGAUCCUACACAAUCUAAUACUGAUCAAUUAGAAAAGUUACAUGAUAUAGAAAAUGCUGUGAAAAAAAUAAUAGAGCAAUUUAUUAGCGAAACUGCUAAACAUAUUAAGCCGGUAGACAUUACUGUGCAUAAUGACUUUGAUACAGAAAAACCUUCAGAUGAAAACUUUGCUCGAACUGAAAAUCCAGUGAAUGACGAAAUAAACACACAAGAUACUGUUAUAAUUGAUGCGCCCAAAACAGAAGAAAUUACUACUGAAGAAAAUAAUAUAGAAAUUACACCAAUCGAAGAAAGUAAAAAAGAAAUAAAGCCUAUCGAAGAAAGUGAAAAAGAAAUUGAAUUGAAAACUGAGAAUUCAGACGAGCCACAAUCAGUGGAGUUGGAAGACGAAGUUGAAAUCAAAUCAGAAAAAAUUGAUUGCCAAAAAGCAUGUAAGAGCGAAGUAACAUUUAUUGAAAAUAAAAAGCCAAUAUGCUACGGAUCACUUAUCGAUGAUAUAUGGAUACUUACAUCAGCUACUUGUGCUUCCAGAUUACAUAAAAUUGGUUUGAGAAAAGUCUUGGUUAGCCGUAAAACGUUGAAUGGAAUUCAAGGUCUCGGUAUUUCAAACAUUUUAGUGCACGAAGAUUUUAAGUCUCCGGCAUUAAAAAAUGCACCCGAUCAUAAUGAUUUAGCUCUUGUCAGUUUGUCAGAACCCCUUUUUGAUGAGGUUUGUCAUACGUGUAUUCAAACUAAUAAUGUUACAAAUCAAGUGUGUAAGAAUUUUCAAGGAUCAAUAACCAAAAAUACCGUAAAAAAUGUAGAAAAUUGUGAGGAUAGACUUUCGUCACGAAAUUUUAUUAAAAGUUCCUAUUACAUUUUACCAUGCAACCGUUGGAGGAUGCAAUAUAAUAAAGAAGGUCGACUUGGAAGUGGGUUAUGGUGUGAUGAUAGACUGGCUGGAAUCCAAACAGGCGUUGGUGUAGGGUCACUGAUUUAUACCCCUGUAAAUGAACACGCAGUAUGGAUAUCUGAUAACAAGAGGAUUGAUGAUAGAAGGUGAAUUGAAAAUGUCAACCACACGAUCAUCGCUGUAUAACAAAAGACUGUGCUGUUAUUAGAACGUCAAUAUAUAUAUUUAUAUUUUUUAUUUAUUGUACCUGUAUAAGUUGAUAGGAUUAAUUUUUAUGUUAGAUAAUUUAAUGUUAAUUUAUUUAUAAUUUUACGUAUUUUGUUACACUUAAUAAAUUAGUUCUUUAAGCUUAUAAGUUACUCGAACUCUUUUUGUCAAUGUAUUUAGUGUAUUAGGUAACAAAUCCAAAACAUUAUUGUCGGUAACCAGAAAAAAUUCCAGAACUAAUUAACUAUAGAUUAUUGUUUGAAAAGGGCAGCUAACACAGCCAAGUGAUUGUGUUCUUAUAUAUUUUCGAAUACAAGUUUACAAGACGG
This is a messenger RNA of Daktulosphaira vitifoliae (grape phylloxera), 2788 nucleotides long. RefSeq lists its product as uncharacterized. Lineage: Eukaryota; Metazoa; Arthropoda; Insecta; Hemiptera; Phylloxeridae. The record is from RefSeq and is a predicted model, not a curated record. Bases 537 to 2402 code for a protein of 621 amino acids. Gene Ontology annotation, biological process: proteolysis. Gene Ontology annotation, molecular function: serine-type endopeptidase activity. The transcript has 8 exons.